UUAGUGAAGACUUAAACUGAAUCAUUUAUGUUUUUGGAUUAAAAAUAACUACUUUUCUAUUGAAAUAUCUGUUUAAAAGUUUUCUAUAUAAUUAAACUAUCUCGAUUUAAUGUCAAGUGUUCAUAUGAUAUCUUGGCAAAAAUUUGAGCAACUUUUAUAAAUAAUUACGUUUUUUUCUUCCUCCAAAAAGAACAGCAGCGACUUAGUGCUACAAGUCUUUUUCGAAGACAAAGAGUACAAAAACAUGUUGCACAAACUGUAAACACCAUGAUAAUAAUCAGGAUUGAGAACAUGGAGAAUUCAAGGUUUAGCAGACUUCAACCCAGCAGAACUAGAACACUUGUCACGAAAAUUACAUCCUAUAGAGUGUAUGGAACUUUUAGAGUCAAUAUACUUGAGAACUCCAGCUUAUGUGGUAAAAGAUGGAAAGAAUGAGAAUUCAAGGAUUGAACUGACUCAAGAGGAUUGCCGUCUUAAAUUAGAGCAAUGGAAUCGUAUGUUUCCAGGAGACAACAAUGAACAAGCACGUGCUCAUGUGGUUAAAAGUUUAAUUCACAUUGGUCGAACAGAUUUAGCUAAUUUUAUCAAAAGAAAUAAAAGAUUAAUACGGAUAUUAAACAAUUUUAUCAAGCCUGGAGAUUUAUAUUUGUACAAUAAAUAUUUACCCAAGAGGUACUCCAAACGUUUGCUAUCACAAUUUAGCCCAGAAAGAGAGAGUAAUGAUGAUGAUAAUUUAAAAAAAAAUCAAUUCUAUGAAAAGCAAGUAAUUGUAAAUAAUUCAAAUUCCAAGUCAAGUAUAGACAAACAUCUAAUUAAAAAAGAAAUAGCCAAUUCAAAAAAUAUCAAAUCUAAAGAACUGUCAACAAGCCAAAAUAAAUUUCAAAUUCGUGCAGCAACUGUGUCUGAAGAUUCAAAAAAAUCAAAUUCCGAUGAAGUUUCUGUUGCCCAUUGGUUGAUUAUAUGUAUUGGUGUGUUGUUAGUGGUUUUAGUGGUAUUAAUGAUUUUAUCUCUUGUUUUCCACUACAAAACGGGGAAAAGAAUAUUGAAUGCUUUUAUGAGUAAAGGACGAUGUGAUCCUCGAUGUAAAGGAUAUGAAUCUUUUUCGAGAGAGAGUGAAAGUGAAUGGAUAACUGAUAUAACACCUCGUCGAUGGCGAAGAAGUUCAUCAAUUCCUUCAUUGACAUUGUCUACAGCAUCUACUCCAGAAAGAAAGCCCUCUAAAACCCAAUCCAAAAAAAACAAAAAAAGUAUAGAUGAAAAGAAAAAAUUUGAAAAAGCAAUAGCAAUAGAUAAAAAGAAAAUAGAGAAGAAAACAAGUAAGAAAAAAAAGAAAAGCUUGGAUGAGGAUACAAUGACGUUAAAGGAAAUGAAGAAUAUUGCUGAUAACUGUGGUUACAUUUUACGGAAAGAUAGACCUGAUUGCAAGUGUUGCAAGUGUUCAGUUUCUAAAGGUAACAUUCUAUGUCAGGAUGAUGCUUGCCGUUCUCGCAGAAUAAAAAAUCUGGAAAACCUAUACUUUAAUCAACUCCGAAAAAAAUCAACAGCACAAAAAUUGAACACAAUGAAAAAAAAGGAUACUAAAGCUAAAUCAAGAAAAGAAAAAGAUCAACGUAAAAGACUCAGCUCAACAGAGACUCUUACACAGGAAAGAAAAGAUUCAAAAUCAAGCACACCAAGAACAUGUAUCAGAGCAUCAUUUUUUGGAAGUCCAAAGAAAAGAGAUUCUUCAUUGAAAGAAAGAUCACCUCCUAGAGAAAAAUUAUCACCUAAAGAAAAAAGUCCUAAAAAAUUAUCAAUGGAGCCUUGCACUAAUGAAACCUGCGGUACAAAAACUUCACCAAGAGCAUCCGUAGACUCAAAUCAGAUCACCAGACGCAGCAAAUUCUUUUAAUAUUAAAAUAAAAAUUAAACUGUGAAUAUUUUGGUAUAAUAUUUGGUUAAAUAAGCUAAUCUAGUGAAUAGAAAGAACCUGUAGGUCAUUGUCAUCACCUCGAGACCUUGAAUUGACUUUAAAGAGCUAAAAAAUGAAGAAAAAGUGAGACAACUAAUUUUAAAGCAAAAUAUUUUUAUAAAAGAAUUUUUGAAAACAUGAACUUGAUAUCAUUGGUUGAUAUAUGUCAAUGUAGAGAGUAAAUGAUGAGUUGUGCAAUAAUAUUGAUGGUAUCUGCGUGAUUUUAUUGCACUUAUACUAAUAAACAUCCGUCAUUGUAUAUAAUCAAUGCUGAGACCUUGUGUUACCACAGAAUUGAGUAAAAUGAAGUACACGAUAGUCAUAUUGAUGUUUUUGGCUGCAAUGUCUCAGGCUCAAGAAGAUGAUGAAAACAUGCUACAAGUGGUAAAAAAUUUCAUAGAAGGUGCCAGAGAUUUUCCUGUACCAAUUAAAUUAGCGAGAGAUGUAUUUACUCAGGAACUCGUUGAAGCGAUCGUUAAUUCCGUUGAAACAAUGUUGACAAACCUCAUUCUGGAAUAUUAUCAACAGGGAUUUAGAGCAAAAAAUUCAAUGAUUAGAGACAUGGAAUCAGCAACAGAGCGUUUAACAGAACCAUUUCCUGACAUUUCAACUAUAGAAGGUAGUUUAAUACAAGUUACUUGGCUACUCGAGAAACUUUUAAGCUGUAUACCAGGUAAUGUGAUGAUUAAAAGAAGAGGAUUACUCGAACUUCCGGUAAAUGAAGGACACGUUAUUGUUCAUCGUGGAAACGAAGAUUUACCGAGAAUUUUCCUCAAUUUAGCAGCUCUUCUUGAUAGAGAUCUUGCAAGUAUCCACAGUCUUAUCAACGACAUUUAUCUUGCUGGGUGGCAAAAAGCAAGACUCAUUGCAUUGAAUAAAUUACAAGAUCUAUUCAGGAAUGAUCUUUUGAAUAAUAUUCUACGUUCUUUCGCAUGUGAAAUGAGAAAAAUUGAUAUGAAUGAAAAAUAUAUAAAAAAUUAUGUACAAAACGUAACAUGGGACAAUUAUAAAAUACUAAGUGGAAGAAUUAAUGUAGCUCGACAAUCAUUAGAAAAUUAAUAUACUUAUUUAUUUUAUUUUAAAACUAAAACUGGUGUAUUUAUAAUUGUUUACGAAUAUAUACGUAUUUAUUUAAA
Chelonus insularis is the source of this 3087-nucleotide messenger RNA. RefSeq lists its product as uncharacterized. The coding region runs from base 371 to 1891 and encodes 506 amino acids. The transcript has 7 exons. The record is from RefSeq and is a predicted model, not a curated record. NCBI's taxonomy places the organism in Eukaryota, Metazoa, Arthropoda, Insecta, Hymenoptera, Braconidae.